AUGGUUUUAGCAAAUGCACGUAUGAUAAUGAAUAUUCGUCAAUCAAGAAGACGUGUGACAAAUGGUACAACAGUACCCUCAUCAGAUAUAAAUAUUCCAGUGCCUAAUAUCUCAAGUUCUACAGGAACACAUACUCGUCGAAUGUCGGCACUUGAUCGAAUGUUAUUCUAUAUGAUGUUAGCUAAUGCAAUUACAUUUAUUACAACACAAGUUCCAUUUCAUCUUUUUCUCUGUGUAAGAGGUAGUGUGAAAGGAUUAAAUUCAAAUACUUCAACAUUUAUACGUGCAGUACUUUUGAUUUGGUCAAGCGUCUAUUUUGGUAUUGCAUUUUAUUUUUAUUGUUUAGCAUCACCAUUAUUUCGCCAAAACUAUGGACUUGGUUUUGUUGGUAAUGUUUUAUCAUUAAUAGUAUUUUGCACUCAAGAUGAAUUUCGAAAAAUCUCAACUGGUCUUUUAUUUAUGUUAAUAACAAUAUCAAACUUUAUUCAUUUAUGGACAUUAGCUUCAGAUUAUCUAACUGUGUACAAUUAUGCUCUGUACCCAAAUAAUUUUAUGCAGUGUCGAUUCACAUAUUAUAUACAGAAUAUUAGUCGUGCAUUGAGUACGUAUUGGAUGGUUACGGUUGCACUUGAUCGUUUAAUUCGUACUGAAUAUCCAAUGCGGUCAAAAAAGAUAUGUACUAAACAUAAUGUAAUUAUAAUAAGUAUAAUUUAUUUUAUUAUUUUUGCUGCAUUUUGGUCAUUUUAUCUCAUUCCAGUAACCAAUCUAAUUUUCAUAUCAGGUUCCUGUUCUUAUGGUCAAUCAGCAUCGCUUGCUUAUUUUGUUAAUAAUCUACAUUAUCCUCUACGAGCUGCACUUGUUUGUUUUAUUCCAGUAAUACUUAUGGUUUUAGCAAAUGCACGUAUGAUAAUGAAUAUUCGUCAAUCAAGAAGACGUGUGACAAACGGUACAACAGUACCUUCAUCAGAUAUGAAUGUUCCAGUGCCUAAUAUCUCAAGUUCUACAGGAACACAUACUCGUCGAAUGUCGGCACUUGAUCGAAUGUUAUUUUAUAUGAUGUUAGCCAAUGCAAUUACAUUUAUUACAACACAAGUUCCAUUUCAUCUUUUUAUGUGUAUACGAAAUAAUCUGACAGGAUUAGAUUCGAAUACUUUAUCAUUUAUACGUGCAGUACUUUUAAUUUGGUCAAGUCUUUAUUUUGGUAUUGCAUUUUACUUUUAUUGUUUAGCAGCACCAUUGUUUCGGCAAAAAUUUACUAAGAUGUUGAAGAAAGCUAUUUUUCUUCAAGGAAUAACUCAAUCAACAACACAUCGAAGAAAAGUCAAUUGA
Messenger RNA from Adineta steineri, 1329 nucleotides. NCBI's taxonomy places the organism in Eukaryota, Metazoa, Rotifera, Eurotatoria, Adinetida, Adinetidae. The record is from the annotation of a GenBank genome assembly.